UAAUUGUUGUGAUAAACUUAUUAAAUAGAAAAUGUCUACCAAUCUUCAACCAAAUGAAAGAUCCAUUGCAGUUUCUCACAAUGAUUGAAGUUUUCUCCAGCACAGAUGAAGGCGUCCCUGAUUAAUGAUUUGGAGAACGCAAUAGACCGCCUGGAGGAAAGACCCGCGCCUUUUGCCAAGAAGCCUGAACUAUACAAAGACGUGCGGGAUGCAAUUUUGUCUUCACAGGAUUAUGAGGUCUUAGAGCAGUUUUACGUCUUCCUCGCGGACGCAUAUCGUGAGCAGGGAAAUGAAGGGUCUACAGCUGGAAGCAAUAAGCAGUUCUGCCUCCAGUUCUUACCUGCCAUUGUAUUGCGAUAUUUAUCUCUGCUCGUCACACAGAACUCAGAUCAGGAAAUGGUUGUCAGCUUAAUGGAAGCUUUCUUCGUUGUAAUAUGUACUAAUAUCUCAAGAAAGCUGAAAAAGUCAGCCAGUUUGCCCGAGCUGACAGACGGAAUUGUCAAUGAGAACCUAAUUUUGGUGCCAAGUUUACUGAAAGCGUCAGUCUACAUGAACAAUAAUGAGGUGCUCUUCCCCAAAGACUUUAUAUCAUACCCUUCGACCAGACUGGAAUUCCUUAGAAUGAGGACGGAACCUUCUAUCACCAAGUUGGAUGCAAAUAACAGAGUUCUGGAUAACAAGAGACAAGAAGUGUUGGCCUUUGCUAUCAGACAGUACAACUGUUUUGCGGGAGACGCGUACAUCAAAUCUCAGGAAGAUUUCUGCCUCAUGUGCUCUUGUAUCGUUCUUAGCGGAUUCGAUUUGAGGCGACUCAAGUUUUCAUAUUCUGUUUCUUCCUCGGAAGUGAGGUCUCACCUGGCUCCUAAAAGAUUCGUACUGUCCCAGUUCCUGGUCAUGGAGAUGCUGCAGGGUCUUUACCAACUAUCAUUCUACCUCUCAGUGCGCAACUGCAGUAUGAGAGCACUGGAACAUGUCUCCUUCCGAACUAGACACUCCCUCACGCCAAAUCUCAUCAUGCUAGCCGACUCAAUUUGCACGGCUGUAGAUCGCAGCUGCCUCAAACAGAACCGAGACAUCCUAGCAGAGCCAGAGGUUUCCUACCAGGAGCGCCAGGCAAUAGUAACCUCAGAUUCACUUCGCAUCGCAGCUCGACGAGAAAGCAUCCGACUCGAUAAGCUCGAAAACUUUGGACCCCACAUUCACGGCGCAGAAGCUCCCACAAUGAGAAUGGGUCACAAUAAUAAAGACAACAUUAGACGCCUGGGGCCGAUUGACGAUAACCAACGAGAUUUGCACCAGAAUAACCCGACAAAUAAUCACUUCUCUGAUAAACAACAGAAACCGUCCAAGUUCGAGUACUCUCCAGAUUUGAAAACAAUCGAAGGUUCCCCGAAUCGCUUUAAAAUCCAAUUGGCUAACGAAAACUCAACGGUGAGUUCAAGUGUGAUGACGUCGAAACAUUUUCACGGCCGCUCCGAACUCCGAACAUCGCAGCUGCAACAAAACUCGAUUGAGAUGUACUCGCACACAACAACAACAACAACAGGUGAAUCUCAAAAUUUUAGUGCAGUGAACAAUAUUAAUCACGGAGCUGAAUACUCCUCCCCACACAACUCCACCGGCGGGAAGUUCAAGAAGAACCACAGUAGCAGCCAAUCCAGUUUUAAUUCGAGGGUAUCUCCGAAAAAGUACGGAGCAAAUGCUCAUCAGAAGUCACCCAAACAUUAUUUAGCAGCUGUGGGGGACAACUCGUUGGACAGCAGUGGGAGUGUUAGUAGUAGGUACUCGCCGUCCGUAAUUUUUCAAAUGGGAGAUUCAGGUGGGGAUUUAUUAACGGGCACUGACGGGGCUGGUAAUAGUUUAGAGUCAUCUCCCGCCAGAAACCGGUCUCAGCAUUUUGAUGAUAGAGUUUCAGACCUGGAGUUAAACGGAGAGUCGAAAGUCAAGCAAUUAUGUACUAGUUUCAAAUUCAGCGUCGAUGCAUAUGACGCAGAUGAAACACUCAAAGAAGUGUCUGCGAAUUCUUAUGGGCGUAUUGGUGCUGGUAAAAAAGAAGCGGAAUUGUACGUAGAUGAUGAGAAUGACUAUGCAAUAGAAGGAGAUCCUGAAUCAAAGUCGACCAAAAGAGUUUCGGUGCCUCUAGCUGUAGUUUCGGAGCUAUGAGAAGGAACAUCACUUUGAAAAGUUGCCUGAAACUCGUAAACUUCAAAACGGUUCCAUAAUAUCCCCCAAAAAUGUUGCUGGUGUUGAUAUUUUUGUUGCAUUUGUCGUUUUUCUGUCCACUAUAAUAUCGGUUACGGUGCAAUUUUUUUUGCAAUAUGCAAGAUUGGGAACCAAAAAAUUAAACCCCCAA
Molecule: messenger RNA, 2353 nt
Organism: Symsagittifera roscoffensis
Lineage: Eukaryota; Metazoa; Xenacoelomorpha; Acoela; Convolutidae
Exons: 13
Coding region: 106-2163 (685 amino acids)
Biological process (GO): protein localization to plasma membrane; phosphatidylinositol phosphate biosynthetic process
Cellular component (GO): plasma membrane
Source: RefSeq, a predicted model, not a curated record